Messenger RNA from Magallana angulata, 1643 nucleotides. RefSeq lists its product as uncharacterized. The record is from RefSeq and is a predicted model, not a curated record. Bases 148 to 1440 code for a protein of 430 amino acids. NCBI's taxonomy places the organism in Eukaryota, Metazoa, Mollusca, Bivalvia, Ostreida, Ostreidae. Gene Ontology annotation, biological process: signal transduction. Gene Ontology annotation, molecular function: protein binding. The transcript is spliced from 8 exons.
GUGGCUGUCUCAUCGCGUGAUCUUUGACGUCACUGAAGUUUCUCGAAGACUGAUAUCAACAGUGGCAGUGGGUUUUCCUCGGAUUGGAAGAGCUCAGCAGCUGUUCAGAGUAGUUUGGGGAGAAUAUUAUGAAUAAUCUCCUUAUUAAUGAAAGGAGAUAUGAAAAUGUUGAGUUCAGGGGUGUUGAGGAUGAUGCUUUUUAUCAUGGUCUGGAGCAUCCAGGGGGUGGAAGGAAAACCCAUGUGCGACCCAGAAGACCAUAAGUACUAUCAUUUCCAGGGUAACAUGUGUUUACAGUGUGAUAAGUGUCUCCCAGGGGAAGAGGCAAUAUCUUUAGAGGACUGGAACCUAGAACAUUCAAAUCCUGAAAAGGGUCCUACAGAAUGCAGACCUUGUCGGAAAUGUCAGCCAGGAACCUACAGUGAUAAACGGUCCUAUAAAUGUAAACCCUGCAGGAACUGUACGCUGUACAACAAGUACCAGGUCAGGCAGUGUACAGCAACUAGUGACACCGUAUGUGAUGGAGUCAGACCAACUACCCACAGGCUGGUUAUCAUAAGCACACCAAAACCUAACUAUCAACACCAGAAUGAAGAAGUUAAAGGCUCAAUAAACGUGAGCAUCAUCAUCGCAGGAAUCGUUUGUUCAACAGUGUUUGCCAUUUCUCUUGUGGUUAUCGGCUGUUAUUUUGCAAGAAAAAAUAAGCUUUGCCAGAGUGGAAAAAAUAAGAGCAAUCAAGAAGUUCCACCAGGGUCUUCAGAGAGUGAUCUAAAUAGUGAAUUUAGAAUUGACAUGGAAUCAGAAGACGAAAAGCCUCUGCUCCGACCAAAUUCUUCCUGGUCACAGUCUUGCACAAAAUCUUUUGAGCUGAAAACCCAUGAAACAAACCUUGACCAAGAGGACUCUCAUCCUGCUGGUGUUUCAGCAGACGACAAAGAUUCACUGCAUGAUCUGGACGCAGAUGGGCCUUCAGGUAUUAACUUUUCAGGAAGAAUUCGAUUUGAUAGACAGUGGUCUUACCCCUUUGACGAGAAGAAUAAAAGAGAUUACCGUGAAGUUAUGCAGAAGGAUCAACCCUUGACAGCGAUUGACCAAGUUUCCAAAGAUGAUGUGUCUGUUGAGUACAGAGAGAAAACCAUUAUUUUAGAGCUAGCUGAUAGACACCUAAACAGAAUUUCCAAAUAUCUUGCUGUUGGUAACCUCUUCACUGAAGUUGCUAGAGACUUAGGAAUGGAGGAAGAAGACAUACAAGCUGUGAAGAUUGACUAUGGAAAGGAUAACAGCAUAAAAGAAACAGCAUACCAAAUGCUUCUACAGAUCAAGAAGAAAAGGGGAAAGAUUACUCUGCAAGAAUUAAAGAGCUCAUUGCAGCACCAUGGUGUGGGAGUAUGGGAGAAAGUCAACAAAGUCCUUCAUCAAACUGGCUCAAAAGAACAUUAGAUAAUCCACAUAUCAAUCAUCACUCAUAUUAACCAAAUGUGUGGAUCUGUAUGUUGGUGUUCAUGUCCUACAUGGUUAACUUGGUCCCAACAUUUUGUAAAUAGGCAUUUUGUAAAUAGGCAUGUCUUUUAAACCAUUGUAUAUUUACCUCUCUCUCUCUCUCUCUCUCUCUCUCUCUCUCUCAAAAUUGGAAUCAUUAAUGA